This is a messenger RNA of Cyprinus carpio (common carp), 4866 nucleotides long. Its product is annotated as itchy E3 ubiquitin protein ligase a. The record is from RefSeq and is a predicted model, not a curated record. Gene Ontology annotation, molecular function: ubiquitin protein ligase activity; protein binding. The transcript has 24 exons. Gene Ontology annotation, biological process: protein K48-linked ubiquitination; ubiquitin-dependent protein catabolic process; protein K29-linked ubiquitination. Lineage: Eukaryota; Metazoa; Chordata; Actinopteri; Cypriniformes; Cyprinidae.
GCGCGUCGCGUCGCGGGCGUCACGUAACGGCGUCGCGCAGUGACGUCACUCUAACAUGUCGCCAGCGCUGGCGGCGGACCUCUUCGGUCUCCCGGUUGAGAUGGAGCAAAGUUUAUCCAAACGACGGGAAGUUGACCUCGGAUCCCGUUAAAACCGACAUCCAGAAACAUUUCCCGCGAACAUAAGCGACACACGCGUACUGAGGACAACAUGGAAGAAAAACAGCCCUGUUUUGAUAAGACGCUAACGCCAGCUUGCAUGACCGGGUGCUGUUUUGACAGCUCGUUAAUUAAUGUGCGUUAACUACAGUUUAUAGUUAACGAUGCUAAACUAUCAGUUUCCGAGACAUAUAUGUAUUUAGUUGACUCGUGAACGUGCUGCUGGUUUUUGUAGCUGCGACCCCGUCAGUCAGAAACGCCGCGUGACGUCACUGCUAUUUGAGCCACAACAAGUGUUUUUAAUGGCCACACAAUGAAGGCUCAGCUUCAGAUAACAGUUCUGUCUGCUAAGCUUCGGGACAGUAAGAAGAAUUGGUUUGGGCCCAGUCCUUAUGUAGAGGUGUGUGUGGACGGCCAGUCCAAGAAGACGGAGAAAUGCACCAACACUCACAGUCCCAAAUGGAAACAGUCUCUCACGGUGAUCGUCACCCCUUUCAGCAAGUUAAUUUUCCGGGUUUGGAGUCACCAGACGCUUAAAUCUGACAUUUUGCUGGGCACGGCCACUCUGGAGGUCAGCGAGACCCUAAAAGCCAACAAUCUGAAGAUCUGUGAGGUGGUGCGGACGCUGCAGCUGAGUUCAGAGCGAGAGCGCUCGGAGAUGGUUGGAGAUCUCUCGGUGUGUCUCGACGGACUGCAGGUGGAUCCCGAGACUUUUGCUUCCGAGGAACGAAAGCACAAUGCUGCUGUAAAUGGAGAAUCUAAAGUGAACGGGGAUGUAGCAGGAAGGUAACAUAAACACUCUUCCCCAUGCAGUGACAUCACUGACGAAGCACCGCUGCCCAACGGUCAUGCAGCCGAAAAUACGGGGUCUGCCUCUCCAUCCGCAGGGGCUCUGAGACCACCCCGGCCAGCUCGCCCCCUGCGUCCGCCGCCCGCCUCGCCCCAUAAACCUACUUCCUCCACAGCGUCCUCUGCAGGCUCGAGUCCCACUCACGGCAGCAGCGCUCCCAGCCCAGAAACAUCUCCACGGGUGUGUGUGAACGGAGAAAGCGAGAGUCAGGGGUCAAGCUCGGGUUCAGGGUCAAACCAGGCCCCGAGGGUCAGUCCAGCGCCUCCCAGAGCUCCACUGAUCAGUAACGGCCCUCUUCCUCCUGGCUGGGAGCAGAGAGUGGAUCAGAACGGCCGUGUUUACUACGUGGAUCACAUUGAGAAAAGAACCACAUGGGAAAGACCAGAACCGCUGCCACCAGGCUGGGAGCGUCGCUUGGACCCGAUGGGCCGUGUGUACUACGUGGAUCAUAUAAACAGAACCACCACCUGGCAGAGACCCACAGACGAGUCGGUCCGGAACUACGAGGAGUGGCAGAACCAGCGCAGUCAGCUGCAGGGAGCCAUGCAGCGCUUCAACCAGAGGUUCAUCUACGGACUGCAGGAACAGCUCGCGCCGACAGCUAAUAAAGAGUUUGACCCUCUGGGUCCUCUGCCGCCGGGAUGGGGUGAGUCACCGCGCUUUCAUUUAAGGCUGUAUUUUGUUCACCAUCCUACGAGAUCCACACAGUGGGAAGACCCUCGAACACAAGGGUUGCUGAAUGAGAAGCCUCUGCCGGAGGGUUGGGAGAUGAGGUUCACGGUGGACGGGAUUCCCUAUUUCGUCGAUCACAGCAGGCGAACAACGACAUACAUCGAUCCCCGGACAGGAAAAUCCUCCCUCGAGAACGGCCCUCAGAUCACAUACGUACGAGACUUUAAAGCCAAAGUGCACUAUUUCCGCUUCUGGUGUCAGCAACUAGCAAUGCCUCAGCACAUUAAGAUCCACGUCAGCCGCAAAACACUGUUCGAGGACUCGUUUCAGCAGAUUAUGAGCUGCCAUCAACAACAUAUAAGAAGAAUACUGUAUAUUAUUUUCCCGGGGGAGGAGGGGCUUGACUAUGGAGGCGUGGCCAGGGAAUGGUUCUUCCUGCUGUCUCACGAGGUCUUGAACCCCAUGUACUGUCUGUUCGAGUACGCCGGCAAAGACAACUACUGCCUGCAGAUUAACCCCGCCUCCUUCAUCAACCCCGACCACCUCAAAUACUUCAAGUUCAUUGGCCGCUUCAUCGCUAUGGCUCUGUUUCACGGCAAGUUCAUAGACACGGGCUUCUCUUUGCCUUUUUAUAAACGCAUCCUGAACAAACCUCUGGCUCUGAAAGACCUGGAGUCCAUCGACCCGGAGUUUUACAACUCGCUCAUCUGGAUCAAGGAUAAUAAUAUCGAGGAAUGUGGCUUGGAGAUGUUUUUCUCGGUCGAUAAGGAGAUUUUGGGAGAAGUCACCACACAUGAACUCAAGCCUGAUGGAGGAAACAUUCAGGUGACGGAGGAAAAUAAAGAGGAGUAUAUCAGGUUGGUUGCUGAGUGGAGGCUGUCUCGAGGGGUUGAGGAGCAGACGCAGGCGUUUCUCGAGGGCUUUAAUGAAGUCUUGCCGCAGCAGUACCUGCAGUACUUCGAUGCCAAAGAGCUGGAGGUGAUGCUGUGUGGGAUGCAGGAGAUCGAUCUGGGCGACUGGCAGAGGAGCACCAUCUACAGACACUACGCUCGCAGCAGCAAACAGAUCGUCUGGUUCUGGCAGUUUGUGAAGGAGAUCGACAACGAGAAGCGCAUGCGUCUGCUGCAGUUUGUGACCAGCACGUGCCGACUUCCUGUCGGGGGAUUCGCUGACCUCAUGGGGAGCAACGGGCCGCAAAAGUUCUGUGUUGAGAAAGUGGGGAAAGAAAACUGGCUGCCAAGGAGCCACACAUGCUUUAACCGUCUGGAUCUGCCGCCCUAUAAAAGCUACGAGCAGUUAAAGGAGAAGCUGCUGUUUGCCAUCGAGGAAACGGAAGGCUUCGGUCAGGAGUGAAGCGUGGACACUUUCAUCAGCUUUCAGUGUCAUGUCGAACCGCUGCUGCUGCUGCUACGAGGGAGAAACUGUGUCUCCAUUAGCUUAGGUUUUCUGACCGUCCUCUUCUGAGUCAGUGAUGGAUGCACAGCGAUGCAGCGCCCCGCGGAUGCAUGGAUGGUGUCCGAAUGAGUCUCAUCUGUCAUGUGUACAUGACACAGUCUCAUACGGUUUUUUUAUUGCCACUGCAGAUCUGUACCUUCAUGCAAACAUGGGUUUAAUAAUUAAAAAAGGUUGCAGUUGCAACAGGUCAUAUUUCACCUCCAAAUCAAGAGAGGUUGAAAUAUUAUUCUGCAUGAAGAAAAUUAAUAGUUUCAUGAAAAUCGAGCACAUUUUCCCUUGAAAUGAACUUAUGCAAGAAAAUCCCAUUCUCUGCUGAAAAAAAAAAACAUUUUAUGUUCUUCAUGCAAAAUAUAAUUUAUUUUGAUUUCUGGUGAUGCUUAGUAAGCGUGUGUGUGUGUGUAUACAGUUUGUGCACAUAUGGUUGGAUGAACAUAAAGCAAUAGCCCAUAAAUGGCUUCUAAUGCCAUCGGCACAUAAUUAAAAUAUUCACUUUCUCAUCAAUCUUCAACUCACGGAGCACUUAACAGACGCGAUAAUGUUAUCUGUGUCAGUCGUAUCAGAUCUGCAGCUAGAAAUCUUGAUCCUUUUAUACCUUUAAUGUGAAAAAAACAAUAUUUGUGGGAGGAAUUAGUGCAAAACUAAAGAAAGCGUGCUUUAUUUUGGGCAAAAUAAUUGCCAUUAUUUUUAUUGCCACUGCAGAUCUGUACCUUCGUGCACACAUGGGUUUAAUAAUUAAAAAAGGUGCGGUUUAUUAGUGAGUAGCUAAUAUGAAACAUGCAACAGGUCAUAUUUCACUUCUGAAUCAAGAGAAGUAGAAAUAUUAUUCUGCAUGAAGAAAAUUAAAAGUUUCAUGAAAAUCGAGCACAUUUUCCCUUAAAAUUAACUUAUGCAAGAAAAUCCCAUUCUCUGCUGAAAAAAAAAACAUUUUAUGUUCUUCAUGCAAAAUAUUAUUUCUUUUGAUUUCAGGUGAUGCUCAGUAAGCAUGUGUGUGUGUGUAUACAGUUUAUGCACAUAUGGUUAGAUGAACAUAAAGCAAUAGCCCAUAAAUGGCUUCUAAUGCCAUCGCCACAUAAUUAAAAUAUUCACUUUAUCAAUCUUCAACUCAUGGAGCACUUAACAGACGCGAUAAUGUUAUCUGUGUCAGUCUUAUCAGACCUGCAGCUAGAAAUCUUGAUCCUUUUAUACCUUUAAUGUGAAAAAAACAAUAUUUGUGGGAGGAAUUCGUGCAAAACUAAAGAAAGCGUGGUCUAUUUUGGGGAAAAUAAGGUCUGGGUGUGUUUUCGAGAUGUUGCAGCAUUUGGUUGACAUUAUUUGUUGUUAUAAAAUCAUGCAUAUUCUGUUCAUUUCAAAGAUUUAGCUUCUUAUUCAGAAGCUUAUUCAGAAGAGAUUGUGAUUGUGAUGUGCAUGAGUUUGAUUCUCUAACAGAGGGUUUAGAUCGUGAUGAACUGAAUCCGUCGGGUUGAGAUGCUACAGGGCACUUUAUUUCACAUCAUGUUAUCUUAUUAUUAGCAGACUGUUUGGAUUUAAAGUGAAGUGACAGAGAUGAUGUUACCUCUUUAUUUUCUUAACGCUGUAAAUCAUGUGAUCAACACGUUAACAUCAGUUAGGCUGGAUUCAGUGAUUUGAAUUAUAUUUAUUUUUCUUAAGUGAAUGUGUACAGUUGGAUGAUUAAUAUAAAAACACCAAUUUAUUCUCAGCUGAAGGAAUAAAAAACAAAAAAUCAUUAAAAAA